Molecule: messenger RNA, 788 nt
Organism: Diachasma alloeum
Lineage: Eukaryota; Metazoa; Arthropoda; Insecta; Hymenoptera; Braconidae
Product: chymotrypsin-2-like
Exons: 4
Coding region: 27-788 (253 amino acids)
Biological process (GO): proteolysis
Molecular function (GO): serine-type endopeptidase activity
Source: RefSeq, a predicted model, not a curated record
UUGAACUCAGUCUGCGAAUCUUAAGUAUGGCCUUCACUUUAUUGUUCUUCACGUUUACUGCAAUAAUUAUUGGAACUGCAGCAAAACCUCCUCAAAAAAUUUUGAAUGGAAAUGAUGCAAAUCUCGGAGAAUUUCCUUGGAUGGUGUCAAUCCAGUAUGAGGGGCUCCACAUUUGUGGAGGUGCCAUCAUCAGCGAACGACAUAUUUUGACUGCAGCUCACUGCUUCGUUGGAAAAUAUCCAGCUCCUUAUAAUAAAGAUAUCACUGUUGUCACAGGAAGCGUUGAUAAAUAUUCAGGUGGUCAGACACAUGAGGUGGCCACGGUUAUACCUCAUGAGAACUUCCAGAGAGGACCAACGACUAGAUGGAGGAAUGACAUCGCACUGGUUACACUUACAGAUAGGAUAAGGUUCAGCAGAACUCAGCAGAAGAUUGACUUACCAAGUUCAGUGACUACUCGUACAUUCCAAGCCCAGCUUUCUGGAUUUGGAUUGCUUACAAGGGGAUUAUUAGGUGAAAGUACUGUUAUUCUAAAAAAAUCUGACGUAUCUGUUCUUACUAAUGAGGAGUGCAAUAAGAAGAACGGAAGAGUCUUCGACGAUCAAAUCUGUGGAUUUGAUGGGAUAGAUCGCGGCUUUUGCAAUGGCGACAGUGGUAGUCCUCUGGUCUAUAACUACCAAGUAAUCGGUAUUGUCUCCUUUUCGCCAUCAUGUGGAAUCGGAUAUCCAGACGUUUAUACCAGAGUUUACUCAUUCCUGGAAUGGAUCGAAAGCGCCAAAUCUGCUUGA